Molecule: messenger RNA, 1920 nt
Organism: Saxophila tyrrhenica
Lineage: Eukaryota; Fungi; Ascomycota; Dothideomycetes; Mycosphaerellales; Extremaceae
Exons: 1
Coding region: 1-1920 (639 amino acids)
Biological process (GO): proteolysis
Molecular function (GO): cysteine-type peptidase activity
Source: RefSeq, a predicted model, not a curated record
AUGUCUCGUCCGCAAGUCGCAGCAGACGCUCGAUCACGCUGUGAGACGAAACCCCGAAGCAACGCGCUGCAGCUGUCGGAGGAUUGUCCUGCGUCGGGGGCGAGCGAAAGAGGAAGAUGCCUGGCGCUUGUCAAGAGCUUCUGCGCCGAAACUCGCCUGUCACGUCUAGAGAUCUCCGCUAUCUUGGGUGCGGAGCCGUUGAAGUCCCGUUCGUUCGUGACGAGCUUCCGAGAUGUUUACCGAAAGAUCCUGGCGGGUGGGCUCGGAGAAGACCGCGACGACGGCCGCGAGUGCGAGGCCGAUGGAGACCCUCGGCGUCUUGUGGCCUUCCGUAUCGCCAAACGGCUGGUGGACAGAGAGUGCGACAAGCGACAGAGUGCCCCGAAGGGAAAGCAGGGUGUCACGAAAAGCCCCAGGCUGCAAGCACAUGAUGCGCGCCAAGCACUCGCGGAGCUCAACGCUAGUGCAGUAUGGAAGGACCAUGCCUCGAUCAUCGCUGCUCGAUCAGCGGGGAGAGAUAAGUGCCCUGGUGAGCGCCAGUCAGCCCUCGAUUCGCCCCAGAUGUUCGAGCACGAGAGCGUGGACGAGUCCCGGAGGAAGUCUUCUGAGUGUCGCAGCAAAAAGAGGAAGCGACCGGUACGCACCGCCGGAGACGACAGCGGUAGCGAGGGCAGAAAUAGGAAGGAGCCGCAAUGCAUGUGCGCACGCCGUCGAACGUCGGCGUCCCGAGGUGUGCCGCGGCAAGCAGACGAUUCGAGCGAUGGCUCGAGGUACACCACGGAGAUCGGCACAGAACGUGGCUCCUCGUCACCAUCGAGCGUGAACCCGGACGGCGACGAUGGUUCUUCGUGGAGCAGUCCGGAUGUUCUCGUUAGCACGGACGUUCACCAGCCUGACACCUCUUCGAUUGUCAUACCGUCGAAGGGUGCUACAGGUGUACGCAAGCAGCUGAUCCCGAAUACGCGUACGCGAUGGCGAGAGACAACGCCGGAUCGGGGCGCGACCCAAUACAGAACACCCGCAGUGACGGCCAGCUCGAGUCACGGAAGCGGACUGCCUUCGUUCGAGGAUUCGGCGUGCAUCGACUUGACAAGUCGUCCGGAUCCGCCAUGGACGGAAGCAACGGAAGAUCCCGGCAAACAGAGUGCCGUACGGUCGCUCGCCGAUGGACAGUGGCUGACCACGACAGCCGUGCUGCACGGAGCCGCACUGUUCAAUCCGAGUGGCAAGGUCUGGCACGUUCCGGAGCCCGUCGUGGUCACCGGAGGUGGGUCGCCACGGCGACGCUUGGAAUCUUCUCAUCAGGACAUCGUUGUUUUUGUGAAUUGGCACAGCUCCCACUGGACCGUGGGUAUCACUUUCACGGCCACCGGAGAGGUGUGCCUAUAUGACCCUCUACACCGCGAAAGUUACAUCGACGGCACGUUCGAUCGGGUCGUUGCUCUCGCUCCCUCGCUUCCAGGACGAGGCUGGAGAAGAUCGGCAGGCCGCAGCCAGCUCAAACAGGACAACAGCGAUGAUUGCGGAAUAUAUGCCAUCGUCUUCGCAGCUUAUACCAUGUGUGGCGAGCCGCUGCCGUCGCGCAUCGUGCCCGAAGUCUGGCGCGCGCUCCUUGCUGAGACCCUUGCACCCAGCGCGGAGGUCAAGCCUUUGUUCAAUACCUCCCCCGCGCAGGGCACCACAUCUAUGGCGCGAGAGAUCGUCAGCCGGCAGAAGAGAGAAUGGACAAAACCAUUGGCGUUGCUCCAAAAGAGGGUGAUGGAGUACGAGCAGAAGAAAGCAGCCGUGCGAGCUCUUCUCCGUGAACCGCAUAGCCUGUCUCUUCCCGGCCAGCGCAUGGCCAGUCAGGCGAUCGCAUACAGCAAGUUCCAGCAAGCUGCGUGCGGCUGGGCCAUUGAGAAAUUGACAGCGGCGUGCUGA